Molecule: messenger RNA, 3012 nt
Organism: Pangasianodon hypophthalmus (striped catfish)
Lineage: Eukaryota; Metazoa; Chordata; Actinopteri; Siluriformes; Pangasiidae
Product: neuronal acetylcholine receptor subunit alpha-7
Exons: 10
Coding region: 174-1736 (520 amino acids)
Biological process (GO): chemical synaptic transmission; monoatomic ion transmembrane transport; signal transduction
Cellular component (GO): postsynaptic membrane; synapse; neuron projection
Molecular function (GO): transmembrane signaling receptor activity; acetylcholine-gated monoatomic cation-selective channel activity
Source: RefSeq, a predicted model, not a curated record
GUGAAUCAUUUCAGAGAGUCGUUCUGAAAGAACCGAUUCACUCGCGAAUCUCUCGUCAUCAGCAGCCGGCAGCUUGUAAGCGGCACGGUGGAGUUGACGGUGCAGUUCACGGUGCUCUUGUGAGUUAGUCUUCCUGCAGACUGACGUGUGCGGUAUAAUCUCUCCAUGUGAGCAUGGGGAGAAAUCAUUUCCCAGUGUAUUUGCUGACAGCUGCUUUCCUGGUUCACGUGACCUUGCAAGGAGAGCACCAGCGGCGUCUUUAUAAGGAUCUCAUGCAGAACUAUAAUCCUUUAGAGAGACCUGUGUACAACGACUCUCACUCCCUGACUGUUCACUUUAGUUUCAGCCUUAUGCAGAUCAUGGAUGUGGAUGAGAAGAAUCAGGUUUUAACAACCAACAUCUGGUUACAACUGUACUGGGUGGAUUAUUAUCUGCAGUGGAACCUGAGUGACUACCCUGGAGUGUCCAAUGUGAGGUUUCCUGAUAAUCAGAUCUGGCGACCUGACAUUCUUCUCUAUAACAGUGCUGAUGAGAGGUUUGAUGCCACUUUUCAUACCAAUGUGCUGGUCAACUCUUCUGGCUACUGCCAAUAUCUACCCCCAGGAAUUUUUAAGAGCACCUGCUACAUUGAUGUGCGUUGGUUCCCCUUCGAUGUUCAACGGUGUGAUUUGAAGUUUGGAUCUUGGACAUAUGGAGGCUGGUCUCUGGAUCUGCAGAUGCUGGAAGCAGAUAUCACAGGCUACAUAGCCAAUGGAGAGUGGGAUCUAGUGGAGGUUCCUGGAAGGAGGAACGAGAGGUUUUAUGACUGCUGUAAGGAGCCGUACCCUGACAUUACCUUCACACUGGUGAUGAGGAGAAGAACACUCUACUACGGCUUAAACCUACUCAUUCCCUGUGUGCUCAUCUCCACCCUCGCACUACUGGUGUUCCUGUUGCCUGCUGACUCAGGGGAAAAGAUCUCUUUGGGAAUCACUGUGUUGCUGUCACUGACUGUCUUUAUGCUUCUGGUGGCUGAAAUCAUGCCAGCAACAUCAGAUUCAGUGCCUCUGAUUGCUCAGUAUUUUGCUACCACUAUGGUGAUUGUUGGGCUCUCAGUCAUUGCUACAGUGCUUGUGCUGCAAUAUCAUUACCAUGACCCAGAUGGUGGCAAGAUGCCAAAGUGGACACGCGUGGUGCUGCUGAACUGGUGUGCCUGGUUCCUGCGUAUGCGACGCCCAGGUGAGCAUCACGUCCACUCAGCCUGCCACAACAAACCUCUUCACAGAGGCAGUGUGUCCAGUGUGGAGCUGUGUGUUGACCAGGGGACACUGCAGGCUUCGAACACCAACACACUCUACAUCGGCUUCAGGGGCACAGAGGGAGUUCACUACUCCAGCUCAGCUGAGUCGGCACUGAUUUGUGGUCGCUUUAUGCGAGCCAAUGAGGAGGAGGUGUUGCUAUCGGGGGCCACGGCGCCGCUAGGGGCCAGGGUCGGAGACGGGCACACCAGAGGUACUAUAGGAGGGCCUGCAGUGACUGAUUUAGCAAAGAUUCUAGAGGAAGUGAAGUAUAUCACGAGGAGAUUUCGAAACCGGGAUGAAGAUGCAAGCAUGUGCAAUGAGUGGAAGUUUGCAGCAGCAGUUAUCGAUCGUAUGUGUCUAAUGGCUUUCUCUUUCUUUACAAUACUCUGCACAUUUGGUAUUCUUAUGUCUGCUCCUAACUUCGUGGAGGCGAUUUCUAAGGACUUCUUUAGUUAGUAGACAGAGCCAUAUACACUCACAUAGACUUAUUUUGAGUGUUUCUUAUACACCGGCUACUAUAUUUCUGUAACACUCUGUUACUGCCAAAACACUAACAGGAGCAGUCAGUGAAAGUGAUUUUGUGACCUGUGGGUUCAUACAUACAGGUGAACAACAUGCAGGUUCAAAUGCAGUAUUUUUCAAACUAAUUUCUAUGUACCACAUCUGUGCAUAUGUACUACAGGCAGUAUUUUUGGCACAGAAUCUCAGGACAGAUGUAUGUGACUGUAUAGCAGCCCUGCAAUGUAUUUACAUCCCAUCCAGAGUGUAUUCCCACCUCACACCCAGUGUUUCUGGGAUGGGCUCUGUAUCAAGCGCAAACUUGACAACAAUAUAGAGGUUACUGAAGAUGAAUAAAUGAAUUACUGUUAAGCACAAAUUGAAGACUAUAAACGUUACAGUGUAAUAAUUAGCCUGAGACAGACAUGAGAGAAAUUACAGAUUUAUUACAGAAUUAUACAGAUUUAGAGAUUUAUUUGCAAAUAGAAAUGAGCUUGGAGUAAUCACACAUAUACACACACACUACAGAUGUGGUAAAUAGAGAUUUUGUUGAAGAACGCUGGAGCAUUCAUAUAAUAGGAAGCAUAACACUCUUUCCCAGUCACAUAAAUAUUAAAGUAUCAUAGCAUUGUUAAAGUGUUCUCUCACUGUUCAUUAUUGAUGUCACUGUGUGGUGUUGUAGGUUUGCGGAUUCUCAAGGUAGCUUUCAUAAUGGUGGAAAUAGCUAGCAUUCAUCACCCUGUCAGGUCCCAAAGAGUGUCAGUGUUUCCGUAUAUAAGUUCACGUGUUAAAGCACUCCAAAACAUAGCACAAAUUCUCUUUGAGCAUCUUUACAUAUCUGACACUUUCAUUGUUUACAAAGCACUCCAAUAGGAGUUUGCCAUAUACACUCACAGUCAAAACUCCUGGAGUCUAAUUUAAUCACUUUCAUUGCCACAAGGCAAAAAUGAUAAAGAUAGCAAUUAAAUAAAGAAAUCUAAAUCCUUGUAUUUAAGGAUUUAUGCACUCUCAGAUUCUAAUGGGGUGAUAAAUAGCUGAUGCCCUUGUUUGGUGAACCAGGUACUAGACUGUAAGUCACUGUAAACCUAGAUUUGUCUAAAGGUUGAUAUUAUGCAACUGUUAUAUAUUAGACAAAUAUAUGUUGUGCCUAAUUAGAGUGAUCCAGGUCUGUAUUUUCCAGUUAAUUUUCCAGAAUUUAUUCCAAUAAAAUAAAAAUACAUUUUACAUAAACCCA